GAGAAAAACGGGCCGAAGAUGCAGCGAUGAGUCAUCAGGGUGUUGUGAAUGAAGGUGUUCUUUGCUUAGCAGGCAAAUCAAAAUUUAGUGCUACCCACCUUCCUUACACUUUCCUCAGACUUCAUUCAUUAACAGGCCAAUUUGAAUUAAAUUCGUAAUGAUGAUCACCUUUCUUACUUUUACUUUCACGACGAAAACGUUGUCCUCAAAUGCGCCCACCAUCGCCCCCCUCACUUCUCCUUAUAAGCCUCAUUUGCUUUCCUCUCAUAGCCAUCUCUGAAAUUUGAAAACUUGUCAUCUCUCUCUUUAUCCUAUUCUCUGAUUCCAACCCAUUCCUCUGUUUUUUUUUACUUAUGGAUUCCUCUGCUCUGUUUCUCUUAUUCAUGUUCUGUAUUUCAUGCUCAUCAUUUUAUGCAUCAGGAAUGCUUCUUUUGCCUCUAAGACACUCCAUCUCCCCCACUCAAUUUAACAGUACUCACCACCUCCUCAAGUCCACCUCCGCUCGCUCCGCCGCUCGCUUUCACCACCAACGCCGUCUCCACCACCGCCAUUUCUCUCUUCCGCUAUCUCCCGGAAGUGAUUAUACUCUUUCCUUUAACCUGGGAUCUCAGCCUCCCCAACCCAUCACUCUCUAUAUGGACACCGGAAGUGACCUUGUUUGGUUCCCUUGUGCUCCUUUCGAGUGUAUACUCUGUGAAGGCAAACCCAACCCUUCGCUCCACACCAGACCACCAAACAUCUCCCGAAGCGUCGCCGUUUCAUGCAAAUCACCUGCAUGUUCGGCUGCUCAUACCUCUGCCUCCUCCUCUGAUCUCUGCGCGAUGGCUCGAUGCCCAUUGGAGAACAUCGAGACCUCCGAUUGUUCUUCUUAUUCAUGCCCGCCAUUUUACUACGCUUACGCCGAUGGAAGCUUAAUCGCUCGCCUCUAUCGCGAUAGCCUCGCAGUCUCACCAUCCUCCGGUGCUCUGUUUCUGAAAAACUUUACAUUUGGGUGCGCGCACACCACUCUUGGCGAGCCCACAGGGGUUGCUGGUUUCGGCCGUGGCUUGCUUUCGUUGCCUGCACAGCUAGCCAGCUUCUCUCCUCAGCUGGGUAACCAAUUUUCUUACUGCUUGGUCUCACAUUCGUUUGAUCAACAACGCGUUCGCCGUCCGAGCCCACUCAUUAUCGGCCGUUCCGACGAGAAAGAGAGGAUAGAUAGUGAGGCCAAUGAAUUUGUGUACACAUCGAUGCUUGAAAAUCCCAAGCAUCCGUAUUUUUACUGUGUCGGACUCGUUGGAAUCUCCGUGGGGAAGAGAACUAUCCCUGCAUCAAAAACGCUGAGCAGGGUGGAUAAUGAGGGAAAUGGCGGCAUGGUGGUUGAUUCAGGCACGACGUUCACAAUGUUGCCGGCGAGUUUGUACAACUCAGUGGUGGCUGAGUUCGACCGCCGAGUUGGUCGAGUUCACGAGCGUGCGGGUGAGGUCGAGGACAAAACAGGGCUCGGGCCAUGCUAUUACUUGGACAAGAAGACAGUGGAAAUCCCGACCGUGACAUUGCAUUUUGUAGGGAAUAAUUCCAAUGUGGUGCUUCCUAGGAAGAACUACUUCCACGACUUCUUGUACGGUGGGGAUGGAGCAAGGGAGAAAAGGAGGGUGGGAUGUUUGAUGUUGAUGAACGGUGGAGAUGAGGCAGAAUCGGGCGGCGGACCAGGGGCCACGCUGGGGAAUUACCAACAGCAAGGCUUCGAGGUCGUGUAUGAUCUAGAAAAUCAGCGCGUUGGCUUCGCUAAAAGGCAAUGCGCGUCGCUUUGGGACAAACUGAACUCCAACUAGUGUGCGCCGCAGACAUGGAAUUCCGGUUCCCUCGGGUUUCAAAAGCGGGUCGGGGCACACGCAAAUGGGCUGAGCUUAACCAGUAAUGCUGCGUCUUGUACUGGGGAAGGGUUCAAUUUAUACUUUCAUCUUUAGCUUCUGGUAUUCUUUUUCUGUAAAUAUGCUCUUUGCUACGGAACUUUGUCUGGAACGAUGGAUGCGGGAGGCAAAAAGUGAAGUUUGCAUGGUUCGAAAGUUGUGUUAUUUCAUUAACAUUAUUGUAUUGCAAGUGGAUGUAAAUACUAAUGAGGUGAAAUAGUGAAUAAUAAGCUACGUCCGUUUCAAAAA
Messenger RNA from Neltuma alba, 2141 nucleotides. Its product is annotated as probable aspartyl protease At4g16563. The record is from RefSeq and is a predicted model, not a curated record. The transcript has a single exon. Gene Ontology annotation, cellular component: extracellular region. The coding region runs from base 354 to 1814 and encodes 486 amino acids. Gene Ontology annotation, biological process: proteolysis. Gene Ontology annotation, molecular function: aspartic-type endopeptidase activity. NCBI's taxonomy places the organism in Eukaryota, Viridiplantae, Streptophyta, Magnoliopsida, Fabales, Fabaceae.